Messenger RNA from Anoplopoma fimbria (sablefish), 4037 nucleotides. RefSeq names its product SUMO specific peptidase 6a (gene senp6a). The coding region runs from base 179 to 3493 and encodes 1104 amino acids. The record is from RefSeq and is a predicted model, not a curated record. Gene Ontology annotation, cellular component: nucleus; cytoplasm. Lineage: Eukaryota; Metazoa; Chordata; Actinopteri; Perciformes; Anoplopomatidae. The transcript is spliced from 23 exons. Gene Ontology annotation, molecular function: SUMO-specific endopeptidase activity. Gene Ontology annotation, biological process: regulation of spindle assembly; protein desumoylation; regulation of kinetochore assembly.
UGUUCCUGCGUUAGCUUUCCCCGCGGCGGAACGGAGCAGCAGUCGGGCCGCUACAUAGAGCCGACCCGGACCUCCGCAGAGCAGCACACCGCCGAGAGGAGGCCGCGGAGGAAAACACGGAGGAAGAAGACACGGAGUAAAACACGGAGUAAACAUGGAGUAAAACAUGGAGUAAAACAUGGAACACAACCGAAGCUUCUUCCUGGAAGCCCUGGAGAGAUCAGAGACCCGGCGAGACGGAGGCUACAAGCACAACAACUGGAGCUUCUCUCUCUCUGGUGACAGCGAGGAGGAGAGGAGUCAUGAUGUGAGCGUGGUGAGCAUGGAGGAGAUGGACCGGCAGCAGCCCACCUCCCCCGAGGAGAAAAAGUCUCCCACUCUGAGGCACUUCACCUCCUCGGAUCCUUUGAGAACGUAUGAAAACCGGCCGAAUAAUCACAUGAGGCCUCUGAACAAGCUGGCGCCCAAAAGACUCAGCGAGGUCCCUCUCUCAGUAGCAACGUCCCCCCCGAUCCCCAACAGAAACAACUAUUUCAUCAUCAGUCCGGCGCCGUCGCAGGGAAUCGUCCUCCAGGGGCGACACUUCCAGCACGCACAGAUGCCCUCCGCCAUACGGAAACCGGUCCAAAGAAAAGACUUCUCCACCACACAACAAACAGUAGAAGUGGACAGCAUCGUCCUCACCUGUCCAGAGAUCUCAGAAGAGGAGACGCUGAACGUGAAGCGUCGCAUCCAGCAGAAGAGGAAGCCGUUGGAGGACUGCUGUACGUUUCCUUCGCAGGUCAAAGCAGCAGAGCCUCUGCGGCCGACCGCCUACCCCUCGGUGUGCUUGAAGUGCAACAAGCUGAGCGAGCUGGUCGGUCAGUGUCACCACUGUGGGACCGGAGCGGCGCUGCUGCCCUGUCAGCAGGCCACGCUGUCGUCUCCGACCCCACGACCCCCCAUUCGGUCCCAGCCCUCCCCGGGACCAAACGGCCCCCAGCAGAACUUCUACAAACCGGCUACGACCAUGAGGGGGCCCCGCGGGGAGACUCUGCCCGUACGAGUCGCUGGAACCAGGGGUACUCUGGUGCCUUUGAGCAACGGCAGGUCGCCUCUGUUGGCCGGGACGUCGAGCUGCUACGGAGCCAGGAACCCUCCCAAAGGGAAGAGGGCGGCCGCGGCGGCACAGCGGCAUGAACUCAACGACCCCAUCGUCCUGUCCAGCGAUGACGAGGAGGAGGCCGACAACGCCAGCACAGGAAGUGUCAACAGGCUGGACAGCGUCUCGCCUCGACCCGCCGACUCGGCUCACUCCUCGCCGGCGCCCUCUGGAGGCCGAGUGGAGGCCGCGGUGAAGAGCGCCGGAGAGCAGGAGGAGCCCAACACGGAGUUCUUUGAAGACGUCAACAUGAAGAUAACGAUACCGCGGAGAGCCCGGAUGAAAGAUCAGUUUGGGAAUCAACCCCCCGAGCAGUUUUCUCCGAGGCCGAAGAAACCCAAGUUCUCGUCCAACAAGUGUGACAGCAUCAUUCUGGAGUGUCGGAGCGUCAGGGUGGGAACUCUACGCAGGAUGGUGACCAAGCCCGCCGUCUUUUCCAUCGAACAGAUCCAGCUGGAGACUGAAGGCUCGGAGCGAAACACCGUGGAGAACAUCUGUCUCCGGGCGUCGGAGCUGAUCAGCUGUGAGUGGUGCAGCGUCAGGAAGCUUCCCGUCUUGUUCUUCCAGACGACUCCGGCGGAGUGUGUCCGCCUACGCACGCAGCUCGGCAUGUCGGAGGAGAAGGGAGGCCACUGGUACGACUGUGCCGGAGACCAGUCGGACGAGAAGUUCAUCGUCCUGAUCUUCGAGAACGGCCUGGUGAUGAAGGAGCAGGCGAUCCUGGAGGACAUCCUGAGCGAGAUCGGCAGAACCAACAACCUAAGCAACUUCCCCGCCAAGCUGCCGUUUGAAGAAGCCAACAUCCGACUGGUCAACUACAACAAGGCCCUGAAACAGAAGGAGGAGAAGGAGAAGCCGACUCAAAGCCCUCACAAAAUCACACAAGGGUCCUCGGUUACUACGGUAACGCAGGUCGCCCCGGUGAGCCCGGGCGCCAUGCACGCACGCACACGGAUGGCCACCCGCCAACACACCGGCGGAUACUUUGAAGAGGAAGACGAGGACAUGACCGACCUCCAGCCCACCUUCUCCGGACCAAUCGUCAAGUUAAUGGUGUAUCCUCCUCCUCCAGCCAAAGGCGGCAUGUCGGUCACUAAUGAAGACCUCCACUGCCUUAACGAUGGAGAGUUCCUCAACGACGUUAUCAUAGAUUUUUAUUUAAAAUAUUUAGUUCUAGAGAAAUUGAAAAAGGACGACGCACAAAGAAUCCACGUGUUCAGCUCCUUCUUCUACAAACGACUGAACCAGAGAGAGCGGAGGAACGCUCCCGACACAACGAACCUGCCAAUCCAGAAAAGGAAGCACAACAGGGUGAAGACGUGGACUCGGCAUGUGGAUCUCUUCCAGAAGGACUUCAUUUUUGUUCCCAUCAACGAAUCAGCUCACUGGUACCUGGCCGUCAUCUGCUUCCCGGGUCUCAAGGGUCCGGUUUACGAGCAGAACCCGCUCUACCACGGCGCUCUGCCUCCACCUUCCUCCGCCUCGGCUGCAGAUCCUCCGUCAGAGGAGGGCCUCCCGGAGCACUGUCGUCCUCUGUCCCCGGACAGAGACGGGCUGGACGGCUCCUAUGAGGACCCGUCCACCGGCGUCCCAGAGGCGUCCACGGACCGUCAGACCAACGGCGAGAACGCAGCCUUCACAGACCGGGGACCGGAGACUUCCAACACCACGACGGCGUCCAAAAACGGCCCGGCUGAUCCAGAGCAACAAUACACAAGUGAGCUGCAGAGAAUCAGUGUUUGCUACGGUUCAGCUAAAGGAGACGACGACACCUUCACCUUCUCCGACGACCAAAGCUCGUGUCAGGAUGAGUGCAGCGAGGACGGCGCUCUGGCUGAAGACACGCUCGGCUCCGACGCCGCCGCUUUGGCCUCCAAACUGAACCUCUGCAAACAGCCUUGUAUCCUCAUCAUGGACUCCCUGCGUGGUCCGGCCAGGUCCACGGUGGUGAAAACUCUCAGAGAGUACCUGGAGGUGGAGUGGGAGGUGCGUAAAGGGUCCCAGAGGAGUUUCGGGAAGGACGUGAUGAAGGGUUCGAGUCCCCGAGUGCCUCAGCAGGAUAACUUCAGCGACUGUGGAGUUUACGUCCUGCAGUAUGUGGAGAGCUUCUUCGAGAAUCCCAUCCCCAGUUUUCAUCUUCCGGUGAGCCUGUCCGACUGGUUUCCUCAGCAACGGAUGAAGACGAAGCGCGAGGAGAUCAAGGAGCUCAUCCUGAAGAUCAAAGAGCAACAGGAAAUGGACAAGAAGGAGGCGGAGCAAGUCGCGGCUCCGCCCAGCUCUCCCGGAGAGCCCGAGAUUGAAGAGACUUCUGGGUCGACGGGUCGGCCUCCGAACCUUCCCAUCAGCCCCUGAAACUUCCCCACCCUCCUCCUCUUCAUCCUCCUCCUCCUCCUCCUCCUCCUCCCAUCACUCACAGCGGGGGGGCUGAACCUGAUUGUACGCUGCUGGUUUCACUUCAACGUGUCUGAAAAAAAAAAGAAACGGUCCAUAAUCCCUCCAUCAACCACGGACAUCAAACACACCUUUAACUUUGUACGGAUUAAACAUGAACUGUAAAUAUGCCGGAGUUUUUCCCGCUGCCUUUGUAAUUUACUGUUUUAUUUUUUUUCUGCCUCGGUCAUGAAGUGACUCGUUUAAGUUAUGUUUCCACGGAGGCUCCUCUCUCCAGGAGGAGAUUCUGCUGCUCUCUGGCAUCGUUCUUUUUUAUGCUGUCUCGUUGUGUAGCGGAGGACAAAAACAAAACCAACAAAAAAACAAACAGGAAGUUGCUGUUCUUUGUUAGCAAAACAAAAGAAGAAAGUGGGCGAGUCACAUACGUAGUUCAGUGCUUGUUGUGUCUCUUCCAUGUGGAGCCGAUGAUUUUUCAGCAUUAAAAGCAACUCGAGAUGCAAGAGCA